AUGGCAGAAAUUUCAGGCUUGAGUCUAAUCCAUCCAGGCGACGAAUUUGGGAGUCAAGCCCAUGGUAUCGCCGAUAUAGUGUUCGUACACGGACUUGGAGGCGCGACCACUGCUAGGUCUUGGGACAAUGAGAAGGGACCAGAAAGGCUCUGGCUGUAUGAUCUUCUUCCUAAAAGCUUACCCACCGCCAGAAUUUUCAAUUUUGUCUACCAAAGCGACGCAAUUUCUCUUGUCAACUCGAGAGGAUCUAUCAUCUCAACGUAUGCUGAAAGCUUGCUCGAAUCUCUCACAGCCUUUCGAGACCCACACCAAGAGGCUCCAUUGCGACCUAUAGUAUUCGUUGCCCAUAGUUUUGGGGGUCUUGUCGUUCAGAAAGCCUUGAUUACCGCGUCAACAGGGACUCGAGCCGAUUUCUUCUCCAUCAAGCGUUCUACUGCUGCAAUACUCUUCUUUGCUACACCUUAUCAUACAGAUCACAAGGGUAUCUUCAACAUGCUCCGGUAUUUCUCGGGUUUGAAAAAAAUUCAGGGAACCAGUGAAGGUUUUGUAUGCGAAUCUCAAUUUCAGCACAAUCUAGAAGAUGCGUCUGCACAGCUGAGACAAGUUCAAGAGGACUUUGAGCACCUCCGGCUUCAGCAGUCCUUUAAACUCAACAGUUAUUCCUUUUUUGAGGAGUUACCUGUCGCGAACUUUGGAAUAGUGAUUGACGGUACAUCGUCAUUGAAUAGUUCUUCUAAUAGCGCUCUGCUUCAUUCAAAUCAUCAAGCAAGAUCCAGAGCUCUCCGAAUGUUCACAAGUGUUGGUGAACCAAACUUCAAGCGAGUGCUAGCAAGACUCAAAAUAAUCCUCAACCCAAGCUCAGAGUGCGUACUGAACUUGCAAAAACAUCAGCAAGAAAUACUUCGUUGGCUGGCAACACAAAGGUCACAAAUUGCGAUCUCCGCAGCUCCCGGAUCCGGCAAGUGGCUUUUGGAAAAUCAAGAGUUCAGGUCAUGGCUAUCGAGUGACCAAAAUUCUGUAUUGUGGAUCGAAGGAAACCCUGGUGCUGGCAAAUCAACACUCGCUGCCAACUUUAUCAAAGAUUUCAAAAACCACUCUUUGGAAGACCGGCCCACGAUUUUCCUCGAUCAUUUUUUUCAUUACGGAUCCCCUGAUACUUCCGCGAAUGACCUCCUGCGCUCUUUGAUCUUUCAAAUCAUGUCAAAAGAUUCGAGUCCCUUGGCAGAUCUGAUUUAUUUGCUUGACCAGAAGCGAAAUCAUCAUCACAAAGUCGAAGAGCCCCGCAAUAGCUAG
This is a messenger RNA of Botrytis byssoidea, 1293 nucleotides long. RefSeq lists its product as uncharacterized. The coding region runs from base 1 to 1293 and encodes 430 amino acids. The record is from RefSeq and is a predicted model, not a curated record. The transcript has 5 exons. Lineage: Eukaryota; Fungi; Ascomycota; Leotiomycetes; Helotiales; Sclerotiniaceae.